Procambarus clarkii (red swamp crayfish) is the source of this 1359-nucleotide messenger RNA. The record is from RefSeq and is a predicted model, not a curated record. Lineage: Eukaryota; Metazoa; Arthropoda; Malacostraca; Decapoda; Cambaridae.
AUGUACGGUCUUGAUGGGGUUGUCUUGGACUUGUUUGUGCGAAGGUCACCUGGCCUUUUAGACCACAUUCAGACAUAUGAAACUACACAACGAGUAAAAGAGAACCUUGAAAAUAACCCACAGAAGUUGAAUUCCUUACUUAAUGACAUUAAGAGUAAAGAGUUCAAACCUCUCAUUAUGCAGGCGUUUGGAGCUCCGGAGUCGUCUUCCGUAAGAACAGAAUACUUCAAAGUUGCAAUACUAAACCUUUCCCUGCUUCAAAAGUUCCAUAAGAAGUGUCACUCUGAAGGAAUCAGCCUCAACUCUGGGCUUGUGAGUGUAGUAAACACGGCCUUGGUAGAACUGGUGAGGGAGGGCGGGCUGGUGCAGGACGAGUAUACAGUCACCAGUCUUCACCCUACUGACCUCCGCCGCUACAUGACAACUGACGUCAAAUCGUUCCCCAUGGGCUUCCAUGUGGCCCCAAUGUCUCAGACUAUGCCAACCCCAUACAAUGUAAGAGAUCAUUUCUGGAAGUACGCAAAACAGUUUGAUAAUAAAUUCAAGAAAAAUCUAGAGAAUAAAUUUGUAUUUGAAGAAAUGAUGUUGAACAGAAUGAUAAAUCAAGAUAACACAUCCCAUGACAAGUUCUCUACAAAUUCACACCCUAUAAAAUAUGACUAUAUGUUUUCAAAUAUAUAUUCGCCUAAAUAUCCAAUUUUGGGAGUAGGUAAAAAUGUUCAACUUACCGAAAUGAGAAAUAUUAUUCCCAUUGACACUGCGCAUGUGGGUCACUUAUGUGGAGUGGCCAGUAUUCGGGACAAGGUUCGAUACGAGCACUAUUAUUCAACACGCGCCAUGACCAGAGAAAUAGCACAAAGGAAAUUUGAAAAUGUUGUAUCAAUUUUUAGUGAAAUGGCUCAGUAAUAUCUUCACUUCAAAGUUAGAUGAAAGGUAACUGUGUUUACCGAACUGAUAAAUUGCUUACAACCCUUCAAGAACAUCGAAUGAUUCAAGGAACGAACAGAGGUGAAGUAAUUAUCUAGAGAAUGCAUCAAGCCAUCUACAUAGCACCAUAAGCGUCGCUGAAGGUUCUGGACGCUGGACGCACUGAGUACCUCUAAUUGAGAAAAAAACACUAAGGCAAGUGCUGUCAAAGGUAUAUCAAAUUUAUUGAUACAUGAAUUCGUAAUAUCUCCUGGAAAUAUCCUCUUUUGGAGACGAAUUCUUCGAAUUCAUCUCCAGGAUCAAAGGAUCAGCUCCUGAAGAUGUAAACAAAGUGGUGAGAACCGUGACAUCAGAUAUUAGAGUUCAUGGACAUUGGCAUAAAAACUACGCAUAUUCCAUUGAAAAAUAAACAGUCAAAACCAAAUAAAACGC